Messenger RNA from Durotheca rogersii, 3462 nucleotides. RefSeq lists its product as uncharacterized. Lineage: Eukaryota; Fungi; Ascomycota; Sordariomycetes; Xylariales; Xylariaceae. Gene Ontology annotation, molecular function: monoatomic ion channel activity. Gene Ontology annotation, biological process: monoatomic ion transport; transmembrane transport. The record is from RefSeq and is a predicted model, not a curated record. The transcript is spliced from 5 exons. Bases 1 to 3462 code for a protein of 1153 amino acids. Gene Ontology annotation, cellular component: membrane.
AUGCCUGCCGCGAAGGAGAUGCUCUCCUCGCUGCUGCGGCCGAGACGGUCCGCUGAGCGUGCCGACUCGGCGCGUCUUUUCGAUCCUCACCCUGAUUUGCCGUCGCCGGGCCCGGCAGGUCGCCAUUAUAACACGCAGCGGCGCGCCACUGCUGAUUUCACUGAGGGGGACGACGAAGAUGACGACGACGACUUCGAUCUCGACGGCGCGCCGCCGGGGCCGAGGCCGUUUCACGAAGCAGAUGUACGCAGAGGCUCUGCCUCUCUUAUACCCAUAUUUUCUACCAAUUACUUGGAUUCGUUACCUGUCUACAAUGUCGCCCACGCCAUCCGCAUCAUUGUCCAAGCCCGAACCGAGACCACGCUGACUUGGGAUCAAAUCCGGUCCCCUCAAGUCUCCCAAUUCCUCGUCAAGCCCAUGCAGCAGCAAAUCCGGACCCAGCAUUUCAGUCGCGUAACGCUGUACGCCCUCAUGGCAAACUGCCUGCAAUUUUCCAAGGAAGGACAGAUGUAUCCAGGUAACGCAGGUACCAGCAUGACACGAGCGAGGGUUUGCGAGCUGCUGGCCUUGAAACUCCUCAAGGAAUACGAUACCAGGGAACUUAUCGAUGCCCUUUCCUACGAUUUCUACCCGCUUCAGGGAGCCCCCGAGACCCCUGGUACCCUCGACACCAAAAAUCUCGACGGCAAAGGCCGCCCGGCUGCGGCUCGGUCUUCGACCCUAGAAGUGGCUAUCCGUGCUUCGGCCAAGCAUUUUCUCGCGCACCCCCUCGUAGUCCAACAGCUUGAGGCUAUCUGGAACGGCGCCAUCAGCUUCUAUUCGUCUCAGGAUAACCUACACCGCCUGCCGCCGCCCUCGAGUGGAAACACUAGGCGCGGUUCUGCCAAUGUUCAGACGCCUCUGCUCGGGCGACAGCCCGCUAAAGAACAGUCUCAAUUGCCCCUCCACGCGAUGCCUGUUCGACGAACGGUCAACCUGUACGACCCGCGUCAAGCCUCCCCCUUCAAGUUGUCUCGUCUUCGUGUCCCGCGGUAUAGGCAAUUCCUAUCGACGUGCUCUUUGUUCAUCUUGAUAUGCCUAUUCCUUGCGGUCCUAAUUAAACGGUCUAGCCGUAUCACGGAACUAGAACUGAUUUUCUGGUUCUGGAGCGCGGGCUUCAUGCUUGACGAGGUUGUUGGCUUUAAUGAGCAGGGUUUCUCGCUCUACAUAAUGAGCUUCUGGAACAUAUUUGAUCUCGGGAUUUUGCUACUACUCAUCAUUUAUUACUUUCUGAGAGUAUACGGCGUCUUCCUCAUCGAUCCUCACCACUGGAACGACAUGGCAUACGAUGUUCUAGCAGCCAACGCAAUCCUCCUACUCCCGCGCAUCUUCAGCGUAUUGGAUCAUUACCGAUAUUUCUCGCAGCUCCUCAUUGCCUUCCGACUCAUGGCGGUGGAUCUCGCCGCCGUGUUCGUUCUCGUACUGAUUAGCUGCUCCGGAUUCUUUGUCUUCUUCACCCUUUCGAGGAACAACAAUGAUGCCCCCGAAGUAGCUUACAAGAUAUUCCAGAUCCUAAUGGGAUUUACGCCGGCGGCCUGGGACGUGUGGCCAGAAUACACUUUCUUAGGCAGGGCACUUCUCGUCAUAUUCCUCGUCAUGUGUCACUUCCUCGUCGUGACGAUGCUGAUCACUGUUCUCACCAACUCUUUUAUGGCGAUCGCCUCAAAUGCGAACGAGGAGCACCAAUUCUUGUUUGCGAUCAACACCAUAUCCAUGGUAAAGAACGACGCGCUAUUCUCUUACGUCGCACCGGGAAACAUCUUCGCCUGGAUUUUGAUGCCGCUGCGAUACGUCAUGCCGAUAAGACACUUUGUCAUCUUGAACCGCACGGUCAUCAAGGUCACUCACUUUCCUCUUCUAUUCUGCAUCUUCUUCUAUGAGAAAUAUCUUCUAGCCCCGUCCGUGUAUGAGCCAACAGACCUCGUCGAGAACAGGGGCCACCACAGGGGCAGGGGGAUCUCAUUUACAGACUUCACCGGCCGAGGAGCUUCCCUUUUCAGCCCGAAUCCCCGAACACGCGAGGAAUCGGUUUCCGGCUUCCAGAAAGAUCGCGCUCUGGACGAAGUUUUCCGUCGACCGCCUGAUGUGAGCACCAUCCGAACGCAGAGGAGGCAGGAGAGGAGGAAGACGCAGACGGCGAUCCGGAACUGGAUGGACCAGAAUGACGAUAUCGGCGAGCGCCUCUCCCAUUGGCCUACGAUCGAUAGCCGACCAAGUCUUUCACACCGGCGGAUGAGCAUGAACCGUGACUUUCCUAAGAGGUUCAGACACGUUUCCGAGGCUCGAUCAGCUGCGAGCGAUCCUGCCGACCUCGUAUCGAAUAGCGCUUUCCCCGUCUCGAAUAUAAGAGAACUUAAUGGCCAAAUUGACGAGCAACAGGCGCGAUACAAGGAUCAAACGGAGGCUGACGGUGACGACGAGUUUGUGACUAACGACGAGGAUGAGGAAGACGACGCUGCAGUUGCCAGCCGCCACGGUAGCAAGGUGAACGUGCAAGCAAGUGAUUAUUACUUCACAACCCCUCAGGGGCUCCGGCGCGGGACGCUAGUCUCCUCGGGUUCUUCCUCGCAUGCCAAAAGCAUGACGCCAACGUCACCGAGGGCUAGCACCCAGCCUCGUCACCGAGGUCUCCAUAGCCGUACACUGUCUACAAAUACGAUCCUUUAUGCGCCAGAGGAGACUAGCCACCCAGGGCCUAGCUCGCCUUUGAUAUCUGAGGAGCCUCCGAGAAUUGAUCUUCGACUAAGGACAGGUCGGUUAGCUACGAAUAUAGGGUCUUCCACGCCGGGUAGUAUACGCUCGCCACGGAAAACCCAAGAUGGAUCAAGCCCCGCAUCGAGGCCGAGACCGAUCCCUGCCCGAUCGAUGCCGAAUCGCGCAACCCUUCCCAGCGCCGACCCGAGGAUUCGACGAGUCUCUUCUGUCGAUGCGGACGUGUCAGACCUGGGUUUUGAUGUGCAUAACGAAUUCGGUGCUGUGCCGUCGUCCUUCGCGACGCAGAUGGCGAUGGCUACCGGUCAGCUGAAAGCCGUGAGUCGAGCCGGCCACGACCGUGAAGACGCGGAUAGGAUGAGCCGACUGGUCCUAGCCAGGAUGAAGAACUUGGAAGAGGGCAUCGCAGACGUCGUCAAAGAAAUGCGGGUUCUCAGGAGCACGGUGCCUACAGCGCAGAACUCGGGGGACGACAGCAGCUGGAAGACUGGGGCCAGUGGCGAAAUGGCGCCGACCGGCAAGAGGUCUUCGGGGAAAAAGAUAAGCCGGUCAGGAAGUGUCAGAGAACGGAAAGUCGGCCCGGGAAACUCGACUCCUCGGAGCCGGAGAUCUGACGGAUCCAAAGGCAAGGGUAAGGAGGCAGCGAGAUUCGCUGAAAGCGAGAGCGAGCCAUCGGGGGCGAGUUCGCUAAGAAGAGGAAGCUCCCUUUGA